AUGUUAGGCUACGGCCUCGCCUAUCUCAAACUCCUUGUCAAGAGUUAUUUCUGUCCUGCAAUCAAUCGAUUCGCAGCCAACACGGCUACCUCAUGCAAUGGAUUCAUGGAAUCCUCCAGUUCAGAAAGGGUGGAACUCCCACCAAAUUUCGAAGAUGCACCCGUAGAGCAUCUUAUCCAACUCAUUGCAGAUAUGCUAGAACACUUAAUGUCGCAUAAUGACCGCAUACCACUCUCUCCGUAUGUGGUUUUCCAACAGUAUACAGCCCCACCUAACUCUCCAGCUAGCGAAUCAUUGACACGAUUUCACUCUCGAUCAGCACCCAGCAUCAGCGUGCUCGACUAUCUGAAACGGAUCGUUAGAUUCACCAACGUCGAGAAAUCGUGCCUGCUCGUCACUCUUUACAAUAUCGAUCAAAUAUGUGCUCGGACCCCUCUCUUCACACUCUCAUCCCUGACCUGCCAUCGCUUCAUUAUCACCUCUAUCACCGUUUCAAGCAAAGGUCUCUGCGACGCCUUCUGCCCGAACAACCUCUACGCGAAAGUGGGUGGGAUAUCCGUAACGGAACUAAACGUCCUUGAGAGGGAGUUCCUUUCAAUGAUCGAUUGGCGACUGAUGUGCACCCGCGAGAUUCUGCAGGAAUACUACGUCAACCUCGUGCGCUUGCAUAGUGCUGGCAAAUUCUACAUCACCGAAUCUCCUAGUCAGUCCUCCGACAGUGAUCUAGAUAUGGACAGUGGCCAAUCUCGUCCUGCUUCCCCUGCGGAAGCUCGACAUCGGCCCCGUCCUUCCCUGUCAGAACCCUCUGCAAUCCUGGUCGAACCAGGGACAAUAUCACAGGAGACCAGCCAACGACCAACCAUCGAGCAGAACAUGGCAUUUGCUGCUCUGCAACAGAUCAAGUCACAGGAUGCCUCUCAUUCCCUCAGCAGACAAACCUAA
Messenger RNA from Cyclocybe aegerita, 942 nucleotides. The record is from the annotation of a GenBank genome assembly. NCBI's taxonomy places the organism in Eukaryota, Fungi, Basidiomycota, Agaricomycetes, Agaricales, Hemipholiotaceae.